Molecule: messenger RNA, 784 nt
Organism: Papilio xuthus (Asian swallowtail)
Lineage: Eukaryota; Metazoa; Arthropoda; Insecta; Lepidoptera; Papilionidae
Exons: 4
Coding region: 177-722 (181 amino acids)
Source: RefSeq, a predicted model, not a curated record
CCCGGCGAUAUUAGUGCAUCACACACAAAAUAUUGUAGUUAGUUUUUAUUUUUAACGCUUCGAAGUUCCCAUUUUGUAUAGUGUAAUGAAAAUAUAUUGUCAGUGUUCUAUUAUGUAGUUUAAAAACAAAUCCUUGUGUGUUGUGAUCGUAAAUAGUUUAUGUUAGUAGAAAAAAAAUGGCGUAUACAUUACCGCGUAUGGAAAAAUGCUGUUGCAUUAGCUUGAGGACUGGUUCCCUUAUAGUUGGAUACGUUUCUAUUGUAAUUUCCUCAUUAUUUACGGGAGCCGUAUCAUGGUCCCUCUACAAAGUAGUAACGUACGUUUCAGAGGUUAAGCCGAAUCCCGAGCACACUGCCGAGGAGAUUGCCAAAGUAGCGUUAGGAGUCUACAUCUCCCACGCUUACCUCUUGCUUGUCCUUCUAUAUUACUUCUUUAUUAGCCUUCUACUUGUCAUUGGAGUGCAUAUGAACAAAACGAAGUAUAUGAGGUACUACUUCAAGGCAGGACUCUUCCUAUUGGCACUUGCGUUGGCUUUGGUUGUCGUUACUACUAUCUUCUUGGGACUUUUGGCGACCAUACCACUGUUAAAGUGGAGUUUGACUCUUUUCUUCUGCCUAAUAGUUGUAAGAAGCACUUAUUUACAAAUGGAGGAACAAAACAAACCACGUGUGUACGAAAUGCAAACGCUUUAUAUUACUCCGCAAGCUCCUUUAAUGGCAUAAACGUUUUGAUACUUUAUAUUUUAAAAAUUUUAAUCUAUCCAAUAAAUAUUUUUACUUGGGUU